AUGGCCACAAAUGUGCUAUUGUCAGCUGCAGCAAUGAUGCCCUUGUCAAGAGCAAGGUUUGCCACCUUGUGGAGCACAAAGCGGUUGAGAGUACACACCAACUUUGAGGGCAAAGCCAUUUCCAACUUCAGCAGCGUCUUCAAUUCUAUUGCACAGGAUGUGCCAUUGGAUGAACUCAUCGAUGAUGCCCCUCUUGAGGAGGAUUUCACACUCGCUGUAGAUGCUGAUGGGAAUGUACAAGCUGCUGUAGCACAGGACAGUCCUGCUGUCAGUAGCCAUAAGCUCCGCGCACAAUUUGGGCGCCGGCGCAUGCAUAAUGAACAGCUGAUCGUUGCCCCAUGUGGGAUGAUACUUGCAAGGGAGACAUUUUAUGGAGCGGAAGGUGUUGGAAGUGUCGUGAAAAUGAUUAAACAUGUAUUCCGUUCUGAUGACAUCAAGCCAAAGCACAUAUUCUACGACAAUAACUGCAUGCUCUCUAAGAUUGUCAAGGACGACGUGUACUUCAAAGACAUCGGCCUUUCCGUCAAUAUUUUCCACUUCAACUGCAAACAUGCGAUUACCGACCGGUGGUGCCAAGAAAACUGCAAUCCUGCAUCAUUUGAACAUCUCCUUGGAGAAGAUGGCGCUGGGUGGUACUUCAAUUCGUCAGUUGCAGAACAGACGAAUAUCUGGUUUGGGGGAUAUCAUGCCAUCUGUCGUGAGAUGAUAGUUCACAGGUAUAGAUUUUUUCUUGACGAGAUGGUCUUACAAAAGAAUAGGUUGACAAGGGCAAAGCUGGAAAAGGAGGGCAGAUGUCCUGCUAACUGGCCAUUAAGUGGAUUUUUCGCACUUGAUCUCAACCCCGCCAAGGUCAUUGCCCUCUAUCCUGAGUGCAUUGCCGGACGUCUUUCUGUUUCUCCAGAUAACUGGAUAUCACUCUUCGGGGGACCUGUAAACCAACAGUCACUUGCGCCACAGAACGAUGAUGCCAUAUCCACAAAGUCCCUGAAUGAAGGCAAUGAAAGCAAAGAAAAACUUUUGAAGAAAUCAGGGUCCUCUGCGAUGCCAGUCAGGGCUGCCGUUCAUCGUGGAACUGCCUUUGUGGCACUUUUAUCCUCCUCGAAGGACAAAGAUGAUGACGUAGUAUCUAUUAGUGGAAAGAAGAAGGUAAAGCAAGUAGAUGACUUUAGCCGGUCGGUGGAUGCUCUAUGGCAAUAUCUUACCAAUCGUCAUCCGAAAGUUGCAGGCGCGCUCACAGUGGUACAGAUUGCACCAGCUCAGUCUCACCAAUGGCCUUUCCUCUCUGAGAUGUCGACCAAAGAAUUAUUUGCACUGCCAAGCAUUCCUUUGCCUCUGUUGACUUCAGAGCAGCUUGUGCAGUUUGUGCAGAUUGUGGACACAGUGCUCUUCAAGUCUUAUCUUGUGACUCAGCCAGCCCUCCAUCCGAAUGUGGCAUUUACUAUUAUCUACCUCCUGAUUUUGGUGUUCGUGUUGACAGUACAACAUUUACGAUGGUUUCAGACAAUGUUUACUAAUAUGGCAUAA
Messenger RNA from Suillus bovinus, 1524 nucleotides. RefSeq lists its product as uncharacterized. Bases 1 to 1524 code for a protein of 507 amino acids. Lineage: Eukaryota; Fungi; Basidiomycota; Agaricomycetes; Boletales; Suillaceae. The transcript is spliced from 7 exons. The record is from RefSeq and is a predicted model, not a curated record.